Messenger RNA from Helicoverpa armigera (cotton bollworm), 1188 nucleotides. RefSeq lists its product as uncharacterized. The coding region runs from base 157 to 765 and encodes 202 amino acids. The record is from RefSeq and is a predicted model, not a curated record. The transcript is spliced from 5 exons. Lineage: Eukaryota; Metazoa; Arthropoda; Insecta; Lepidoptera; Noctuidae.
AAUAUUUGAAUGAAGGUGGCCAAUGUGAUCCACAACACAUUUGGUACAAGUGCCAAGGCUCUAUGACGUAAUGCGUGAAAGUGUGCAAGCGUCGCUCUACGGCAGUGGCAGUACGGCGUACGCGCAUCGCAGACGACAGCCGCACGGAUUGCCAAAAUGGCGUUUACAUCAAUCUUAACUCUUUUGCUGCUGGUGGGGGGAUGCAUCGCAGCGCCUGUCGACGAUCCGAUUCGAAUCGACCUUCCAGUUUAUGAUCAACCACAAGCUGGUACAGACGAGCAAGUGUCUCAACCUCUGGACCCCGAGAAUUAUCCAGGAGGCGAUCGGAAAAACGAAGGAAAUUUUGUAACUUAUAAACUGCAAGCGGCUUCUAAUUUGCUGGGAAGCGCUUUGAAUGCGAAGGCUAGCUCUCAUCAAGCAGGUGGUAUAUUCUCUGCACCAGUGCCUACUUUGGAGUCGGCUGUGGAGGAAACCGAAGGUUACGGCAGUAAGAAACUGUCCGUCAAAGAGAAUUUACAGGGCGUAGUGGCUGGAAUAUUUCAACCGGAGCCGAUAGUGGAUACCAUAAGCGAAGAAGAGAAGUAUGGUAACUCUGGAGACAAGUUUUACAGCACUGGUAAAGCUUUAGUUGGGGGUGCUGAAGGUUUAUCCAACUUCGUCAACUCCAUCCUAGAGGUGCCAGGAACAAUUUUUAAGCAGAUCGCCCGAGCCGCUACAGAGAAGCUUAACAAUUUGGGUGGGAAAUUAAUAGGCUUAAAUAAAUAAAACACUAGGUACGUGACGACUUAAAUCUUCGAAAGUCUAAAUAUUGAAAAAAAAACAGCAUUUGAAUCAUGUUUCCGUUUACCAAAUUUGGAUUAAGCUCAAAAACUAACAAAAGUCUGGGAUCAUGGAUUUCAAGAGUGAAAUUCGAGUAUCUUUGAACAUACCCGUGGAAAAACUCGUAGGAUUUUUUUACUGAGACCGCCGAAAUUUGUCAGACAGACUACCGCUAAUGAAUCCUUCUGUAAAGCCAAAUAGAAUGAAAAAACAUGAACCAAAAAUUACCUAUGUGCCUGCACUCAGACCCACCGCCAAACAGCAAAGCGUACUGUCUGCGGGGGCUCUUAGUUAGAUAAGUGUUUUACUAUAAUAAAGAAAAAUAAAUGUACAAUUAACUGUAUUAUAUAAUGUUAUAUUUUUACUUUA